Hevea brasiliensis (rubber tree) is the source of this 1094-nucleotide messenger RNA. RefSeq lists its product as uncharacterized. NCBI's taxonomy places the organism in Eukaryota, Viridiplantae, Streptophyta, Magnoliopsida, Malpighiales, Euphorbiaceae. The coding region runs from base 56 to 1051 and encodes 331 amino acids. Gene Ontology annotation, molecular function: thiolester hydrolase activity. Gene Ontology annotation, cellular component: intracellular membrane-bounded organelle. The record is from RefSeq and is a predicted model, not a curated record. The transcript has 12 exons.
AUAUCUCUCAACUUAUAAAUCCUAGUGCUGGCCUUCCAGAAGCCUUCAAGCAGAAAUGGGUCUUCUUCCAACCUCCUUUAUUAUAAUAUUCUUCACUUUCAGUCUCAUCUCGUUCGCACACUCUGUUCCCUUUAUAGUUUUGCACGGUAUUGGUGAUAAAUGCAGUAAUCGAGGGGUCACUCGCUUCACUGAGCUCUUAAGCAACUGGUCCGGUGCUCCAGGAUAUUGCCUAGAAAUUGGAGAUGGAUCAUGGGAUUCUUGGACCAUGCCUCUUCUUGAGCAGACUGCAAUUGCUUGUGAGAAGGUGAAGAGUAUGAGUGAGCUCGCUAAUGGUUACAGCAUAGUUGGGCUUUCUCAGGGUAACAUGGUUGGUCGAGGAAUUAUUGAAUUUUGUGAAGGAGGACCUGCUGUUAAGAAUUUGAUUUCAUUGGCAGGUCCCCAUGCUGGUACUGCUUCAGUUCCAUUCUGUGGAUCUGGCCUUGUAUGCAUUCUUGUGGAUGCUUUAAUCCGAUUAGAGAUCUACAGCAGCUAUGUUCAGGAACACUUGGCUCCCAGUGGUUAUAUCAAAAUCCCAACUGACAUUGCUGACUAUCUAAAAGGGUGCAAGUUUCUUCCCAAACUUAACAAUGAAAUCACAAAAAAUUCUACUUACAAGGAACGUUUUGCUAGCUUAGAGAAUUUGAUUUUAAUCAUGUUUGAUCAGGACGCAGUUUUGAUACCCAAGGAAACCUCCUGGUUUGGGUAUUAUCCAGAUGGAGCCUUUACUCCUGUUCUGCCUGCACAAGAAACUAAGCUCUACACUGAAGACUGGAUUGGGUUAAAAACACUAGAUGAAGCAGGAAAAGUUAAAUUCGUAAAUGUCUCCGGGAAUCACCUUGACAUCUCUCAGAAUGAUAUGAAGAAGUAUAUAGUGCCCUAUUUGGAGGACCAAGCAUCAUGCCAGCACAUAAAAACAGAACCUCCAUCUUAUAGAUGGGUUUCAUCAAUCAGGAACUUCUUUAUUGGACUAUUUGGGCUUACCGAGGAUCAAGCUUUGCUGCAAAUUCUGUAAGCACCAGCAUUUGCACCAGAAUUAGUUUUUUCUUUUUUUUGGG